UAAUGUCAAAACAAAGUGCUGUUUCAGGAGAUUGUAAAAAUAUGAAUUCGAUUUUCGAUGAAAAUAAAUAAUCGGUGUGCUGUAAUGACUGAAAUGUGCCAGUUCAUAAAUGAAAAUAAUGCUCUAUCGUCUUUUCCGCGGUCGUUUAACGUUCAAGUUCUAUAUAGUUUUCACAAUAUUAGUAGCAGUCUCGAUAUGUUGUUACUUGUUUCCGCAGAUCUAUCCAAUUUCUCCAGUAACUGUGUCUCCAAAUCCAUUGCAUCCUCGUUCCUCACGACAUUUAUCUAAACUGAUGACUGUAGUUUUCCGCCAAUUUGAGGAUUUUGAAAAUGACAUCGCUGAUAGCGUGCAAUCUUUUGUAUCAGCCUUCCCAAAUAUGCCAGUCGUGGUGGUAUGCGAGAGCACACCUUACCCACCGUUUCCAUUCUCUGUGACGAAUGAGACUCUGCGAAAUGUGAAAGUUCUAUCGCUGGAGUUAAAGCUUACUGCUUCGCCACAAGACUUCAAUCCUUUGACGCAAAUAUUUACCGAGUAUGUGUUAUUUGUACCUGAUUCAACGAGAGUGUCGCGUCGCGUACUACAGCUAGCGAUGGCAGCAGCAAUGGCCAGCCCCACACAGGCUGUAGCUAUAGGGGUUGGAAAUUCCCACUUAGUAUGUCAGCAUGUGAAAUGGAACUAUGCUGAUUGGACUCUCCAGUACAGUAAAGAUGCCUCAGGAAAGAUUUGUGACGCUGUUCAUGGACAACAUGCACUGCUGAUUAAAACUGCUGUAUUGCAGAAAGUACCACAACCCUUCGCAUUGCCAUUCCCUGAGUCAUUAUAUCUACAAACUUCAGUCAAAAAUGUUAAGGUUCAAUUGUCUGAUGGCAAACUAAGUGCUGGUCGAGGAGUAUUGAAGACACCAGGGGCAAAGCAGAGGGCAUCUCGUCACAUGAGAGAUUAUAGAGUGGCUCUGUACAAACAGCUGGGAGUAAAGGCAGUUGUCAGGGAGGAUGGCAGAGUGCAGUGGUUUGGGUGUAAGAGGGAGACACAGCGCUGCUACCCAUCAGUGCAAGGCACACCAUCAUACAUACUGUCAGGGCGCAACACGCCACCAUGUUGUCGCCGUAACAUGCGUCGUGUUGCGGGUCACGUAUUGCGCGCUUUGCUGCAAGCAGGCGCGAGAUGCUGGCUGGAAACUACUUCUCUACUUGGUGCUGUUAUGAGGGGCGACAUCCUGCCAUGGGCGGAGUACGUGGAGAUUGGCAUCCAUGCUUCCGAUGUGUCUCGCGUAUCAUGGCUGCAGCGAGGCGGCGCAGAUGCCGACGGGUUUGUCUGGGAGCGUGCGACUAAAGGACAUUACUACAGGGUGGCUUACUCUGCGGCUAAUCGCGUCUAUGUCCUGAUACUGCCGUUCACAGCAAGGAAUGGUACCAUGUGGCCUGCAGACUGGGUGCUGGCUCAUCAGAGAGAGUUCCCAGAGAGGCAUCUGCAUCCUUUAGCACAGAUUACUUUCGCGGGUCGUCAAGCACCAGCUCCGAAUGAUGCUAGAGCUUUUCUGGAUCUGAAAUUAGGUUCCAAUGCAGUGGAGCGUUGCGACAAACUUGGACCUAAGUUACUCUAUCCUUAAGUUAACAGCAGCCUUGCACAAAACACUGUUUUACACUAGUCAUUAAUAGUAUACAAGAAUAUAGGGACACAAAAGAGGUCGUUGUUAAAAAUAUUAUAGCAUUUUAUUAAUAAGUUGUCUGUCUGAAAUGAAAAGAAUCUCGUGAUCGCGUUUAUCUUUUUUAUUAUUAUUUUUGAGUGAGCUGUUUAAACAUAUAAAUGCAAUAUUGCGUGAGUGCUAGUCACUAGUUUUAAGAUAUCAGUGAAUAACUUUCUGUGUUCUAUUUUAAUUGUUGUCAAACUUUUUUUUAAAUCUUGAUAAACUUGUUUAAGUACUAUAUAGAAGAGCAGUUUUGUAUAUAAAUACAAAUUAGUUAAAUUAUCACAACUAAAUUGAUACAUAAAAAUAUUUUGAGAUAUCAUUAAGAUAGAUAAGAAUAAAAAAGUCUAAGAGAUUAUUUAUAAAAAGAAUCGGAGUACGAAAUUAAAUUAAGUAGUAAUAACUACUUAUAAAAUCUAGUUAUUUAAUAUUAAGAUUAAUUUUGGAAUUCUUGUGAUGUAGUAGUCUAGUCGAAUUUGCUAAUACAAUACACUAAACAGUGAUCUAUUGAUAUUCUAGUCUCAAAAUCUUUUCAUUUACGAAUAUAGUUCUUUAUGUUUAAGGAUUAUUUCAGUUUGCUAAGCAGCUGCGGCGUUUUGUCGCUUUUAUUGCAU
This is a messenger RNA of Spodoptera exigua (beet armyworm), 2301 nucleotides long. The record is from the annotation of a GenBank genome assembly. NCBI's taxonomy places the organism in Eukaryota, Metazoa, Arthropoda, Insecta, Lepidoptera, Noctuidae.